AUGAUUAAACAACAGCAACCACAGCAACUUAAGGCACAAAGCACCCAGGUCCUUCAGACCAUUACAUACGCCAUAUAUGCAUAUAAUUCAAAGACGGCAGAACAAACGCAAAGGUUGAAAUAUGGAGAUUUGGAGAUAGUAUUGAAAAAUGACCAUUUCGAAUUCGUUUGCAAAGGUGGUGCAGUGAUAUCAAAUAUAAAAGAAAUUUUAUUUAUGAAUUCAAAAAUUAAAGGAAUAACGGAUGAUAUAACAUCAAUUCCACCAGAAGAACAAAGAUAUUACGCAUUAAAUGCAUUUCCUAAAGUUUUGAAGAUUGGAAGAUUUAAUUUAAAUGAGGAAUUCAUAAAAGGUUUCCUAAAUGACAUAAUGAAGAAAGCAGAUAAGGAAUAUGUGGCUAGUGAGUUAAUGAAGAAAGCAGAUAAGGAAUAUGUCAACAGUGAGUUAGAGAAGAAGGUAGAUAAGGAAUAUGUGGCUAGUGAGUUAAUGAAGAAAGCAGAUAAGGAAUAUGUCAACAGUGAGUUAGAGAAGAAGGUAGAUAAGGAAUAUGUGGCUAGUGAGUUAGACCUUAAAGCAGAUAAGGAAUAUGUUAAUGAAAAAGAUAAUGAAAUUAAAGAAAGGGUUGAAUGGUAUCAUGAAUGGGCAUCAAAGAUUUUAAAAACUAAAGCUGAUACAGGGUGGGUUUCAGGAUGUUUAGACCUUAAAGCAGAUAAGGAAUAUGUCAACAGUGAGUUAGAGAAGAAGGCAGAUAAUGAAUAUGUUAAUGGAAUAUACCAAAGUUUGAUAGGAACAACUAAAAAUAUUGAAACUAUUGUUGGUGACUUUUCUGUCAAUGAAGAAAAUAAAUAUUUUAGAUGGCAGUUUGUACAGUCCUUAAGAAAUGGUAUGCGGUGUAAACUCAUUCCGAAAAAUAACAAUGAAAUGUAUGUAAGCUAUAUAAAGAAUGAUGGUACACAAGUUAAAGUUCCAUUAGACAACAACUGUUACUUAAACUUAUAUGGAGACGAACAAAAGAAAUAUUUAAGAGUUUAUGAAAUGACAGAUAUGACAUUGUCUAACCUAGCUCCAGCACCAUAUUAUUAUGACUAUGGAGAUGACGUCAGAACACCACAUGUAGAUGAACAAAAGUUAACAUUAUAUUUAGAUUAUUAUAGAUAUAA
Trichomonas vaginalis G3 is the source of this 1157-nucleotide messenger RNA. RefSeq lists its product as uncharacterized. The transcript has a single exon. The record is from RefSeq and is a predicted model, not a curated record. Lineage: Eukaryota; Parabasalia; Trichomonadida; Trichomonadidae. The annotation marks the transcript as partial.